Molecule: messenger RNA, 7540 nt
Organism: Amoebophrya sp. A120
Lineage: Eukaryota; Dinophyceae; Syndiniales; Amoebophryaceae
Source: the annotation of a GenBank genome assembly
AUUCAAAUGAAGAACUGUUUAAAUUAACUGCUACUAAAGUUAUACCAACAUCGUCAAUAAUAAUGAUUCUGCUCCCGUACUACGUGUGUUUUUUUUCAGCAACAGUGUAAUUUUUUUAACCUUGAAAGAAGAACUGCUUGUUCUUUCAAUGUAUUUUCAUUAAGAUGUCGUCCAUUGUUUACCAAAAUUCUUUUUCUCCCCGUGGUCAGGGGGAUAUUCACGAACCACCUACUAGUAGCGGGGACCAUGGGAAGAUCACCGCCACGACCUCGCCGACGUCUAAUGUGGUGUUUAACUGUGCGGCGUUUCCUUCUUUAUCUUUGCACAAUCCCGCGUUUCCUUCCCCCGUGUUGCGGUUCUUUAACCUGUCUGGCGAUCUGCAACAAAUUCCCGUCCCGGACACGUUUUAUGACCUGGUGAAGAAAGCUGCAUUGGAUGAGGCGGAGAAAACGGCUCCGGCUGCUCGUGCUGCUGAACAGGAGAAGCUGCUGGCUGCAAGUACUUUUUUUACCCGUGUUUUAUUUUUCACGGUGAAUUUUUUUUCUCAGAGCUGCAGUAGAGUUGUACUAUUGACCACAGCAUCGAAUGCACUGAAUCUUCGAAUGUUUCAUGAUGAUUUUUCAGAACGCAAAAUAAAAAACGUGAUAUUAUAAUACCAGGCAAGAGGCAGCUCCAAAGCCUUACCAUGAUGUCAGAGAUGCUGACCUCUUCCCCCUCGGUGGACGAUGUUGAUGACUCCGAGACGCCAACACCCGUUCAGAAAACAACUUCUGCUGAGAAAACGAAGAACCAGAGGACCAGGGCUAGUUGUGCGAAUAGUAGUUCUUUCGCAACAUCGUCGAAAGACAACGAGGAUCUGGAUCUCCCCCGGGUUCACCUCUCGACCUUUUCCUACGUUUUGACCAUGACAAAAAAGCAGUUUGCGCUGGCCUUGCUAAAAGCGAACUACACGGCCGCGCCCGAGUCGUUGAUCCAAAUUUACAAGAUCCCCUCUGCGGCACCGUGUCGCAAGUCCUCUCCCUGGUCGGAUUAUGCAAUGCAAAAGCAUCUUACUCGUAUAAAUUGCAUUACAAUCUACCCCAGCAUUACAAAUUAAAUUUGCAAUGCUGAUUCACCUUGAGAAGGGGAUUUGUAAUGCAUAAACGCAAUUACUACGAGUACGAUACUUUUGCACAGCAUACGGAUGGCAGCUUUUCCACUUUGGGUACGCCGAUGACGCCAAUGAGUGCUGGGUUCAAUCCGCUUCCGCUUGGGGAAGAGCAGCAGGAUGGUUGUCCAGGCACGGCGGCUGGCGAAUUUGAUCCUGAAAUGGAACAGCUCAUCGAGUCUGACAAGGAGACCGUCGAGUUUCACUUUCCUAAAAUGAUGUUCGAACCAGCUUCUCCAGCGCGACAAGCAAAUAAUCAGACAACUACUUCUGGUCAGGUGCACAGUGGUCGGGAGACAAAAUGUGAUGUGUCAGGCGUGAUCAUGAUGGGGCAGGACCAGGAGCAUGAUACGUUGAAAAUACCAUCCGUCAGCGAAGAUCUAGUACAUCUACUUUGCGACAAAGGUAGCCACGUGGGGCGACGAACAACUUUUGGGUUCGGCCCAGGUGAUUCGGCAUCCCGAAACACCACAGCAUCCACAUCUGCAAGUGGCGUUGUCCCAGGUCGUGAUCGUGUACAAUUAGGUGCGGAAGUAGAACAAGAAUUAUUACCGAGGACCAGAAGCAGAAACACAACAUCAACUACACUGGAAAACCCCCUUUGGCCAAGACAAGCGGCACCAGGUUCUGGCCAAGACAAGUAUGAGAACCACGACCCCGCGAACGACGACGAGCUGCAGUCCCUGCCGCCGGAACUCCGCAGUCGCGCCCACUCCAAGGCCAGUGCAGUUUCGUCGAAAGCGAGUUCGGUCGAUCUGAGCAACGAUGUUCUAGUCCGGGUGAUCAUUUCCAGGGCGGAAUUUCCGGACACCUUUCCGCUCUGGGGGAGUAUCCUUUGCAAAAGCAUCGUAUUCGUAUAAAUGCAUUACAAAUUUCCUCAGCGUGAGAAAUUAAAUUUGUAAUGCGGAUGUACCUGAAGAAAAAAGUUUGUAAUGCAUGACUGCAAUACGAGUACGAUGCUCUUGCACAGGAUAGGGAGUGAGGAGGAAGAAAUCGUGCACCCGUUUUUGGAGCUUAAGCCCAACGAGCAGUUGCACCGCUGGCUUUAUCAGGAAUACUGGCGCAAUCAUGUUCUGUACAAGCCUGUGAAUAAUAUCUCCACAACUUCAUUCGGAACAACUAAUGGUGCUUCAUCCGUGCGGCCGUUGAUGGAGAAGGAGAAUUUGUUCUUUAACCCCUUCCUCUGUGUUAAACCAGUGCAGCCAGGUCUUGUUUCCUCGAGUUUCAGAGGUGGAGAAGAUAUUGACAAGAGUUGUUUCGAAUUCGACGAGGACUAUCUCGUCCUGUACACGGUUUCUCUCCUGUCCCAAAAGCCGGGCAACGCCUAUGGCGCUCUCAACUGUUACAUUCUCAACUGUUACAUGAAUUUGUCAUGCAGAACUACCAUCAAGAUUCACACGGGAGAGCUGCUUCGCAUGACAAAUUUGCGAAGGGCUAAACAGCACCUAAAUCUGUGCAAAACUUGUAAUGCUAGAAGUGCAACCUCUCCCCUUUCACUUUUGCAAUUCUUGCAUCACAAAUCCAUGUAACAGCGGAGAAUGUAACAGUUGAGAACACCAUAACGCCAACGGCCGGGAGGGCUGCGGGAAUUUUUACAAGGAGGUGCGGAUGUUUCUCAAGGUCCUGCUGCAGAUGGAUAGAACCAAUGGACAGGGGUUCAGUGCGGGGUCAGCAUCUUCAAAUACGCCAACGUUUCAGACAGGUAUCAAUCUACAAUAAGCUACACGCAAAAUAAAAGGUUGGUUGUGCAGCGCAGUGACGAUCUACUAGUGGGCACAAAGUGAUGUCUUUUGAAGUUCUUUCUCGACGACUUUACUUUACUACUCUUGUUUUUCUAAUACCAAGAAGUUUUAUUUAUACGUGUCUAUUCAAGGUAUUUUCCACUUCCUCUUCGAGCUCCUCCUCCGGGCGGAUGGCUGGGACCAGACCAGUGAAAGUUGGAUGGCAGACCAUUUCGCGCGGAAAGUACAGAACCACGCGGAUGAGAUUGCAACGACACGAACAGAAGCAGCUGCUGCGGAAGGGAGUGUAGUCUUGCAACAUCAUCAAAACGGCGAUGGACCCACACUGGAUGAUUCUUCAUCACGCAGUAGGACCUCUUGUUCUUUCGCAGUGAAGACAACUUCUUCUUCAAGACGAGAAGGUCUUUCGGAGGAAUUUGAAAAUAAAACGCUGCAGAAGCAAAAGGAAAUCAUCGCAAAUGACAUCGUGUGGUCGUUUGUCUUGGAUGGACCGGAGUUGUCGGAAUUCACGACAUUAACAUCCGAAGCCAAGGUGGAGAAGUCGGGCUUCGUCGAACGGGUCCUGCUGCCGGGGACGAAGGACAACAAGAUCGGGACGACAUCUUCAUGCAAAGGCCACCCGUCGUCGCAACCGCAACAACCAUUGGACAGGAGCGGGAUGUUGAGAGGUACUACAUGUAGUACCGCUACAGAAGCAUGUUCUGCAAAUGAAAAUGCCACCAAAAAAUCCACCUCGUCUCGUAGUUGGCGCAUCAAGCGGUGCGGCACGUGGCGGACUUACGAAGAUGAUUUUUACAAUUGGGGAACACCAGCAUCUCCGAGUGAGACGAGCAGCGCGGGAAACAAUAAUUCACCUACGGAUCAUGUUGAACAUCAAGAACACCCCGCUCUCUUUUCAACAUCCGACAACGCGUUUGAUGCCUUAUUUGCGCCCAUGUGGGUUCCAGAGGACAGGAAGAUUGUGCCGCUUUUCGAUUUGAAUUUGCGAGCGAAGGAGAUCCAGCUGUUGUUGCAGGAAUUCUAUCAAAUGCAAAAAUGUCUGGUUCUGGAAACUUGUGAUGCUAAAAUGUGCAUGAUGAGGAAAGUGCAUUUUUGCAUGACAAAAAUGGCUGCGGCUUUUGUCGGUUAUGCAAUGCAGAUUUCCCAGGAAUGUAAAGCUAGCAUUACAAGUUCCAACUUUCCAGACCCAGACACUUUUGCAGUUGAUGAAUUCUUCGUGUUUGAUGUUCAUCCGGAAAGAACGGCGGUAACAAAAACAUCAGCACCAGCAGCUUCUACUGUGCUGGACUUUCCCUUUAUCCACAGGAAAUUUCCCUUGCACGUACAAAUGCGGUUUCUGCAUGACAAAACUUUCGUUCAUUCCUAUUCAGCAUGGCAAGUGGCAUGCUGCAAGUUGAUGAAAUUUGUGAUGCAUUUUGUACAUGUGCAGGAAAUUUGUGUUGCAUACCCUUCGCGACGACCUACUUGCCCCAGUUCUACGAGUUUGUGAAGGACAAGCCGAAUUUCCUCGUCCCCGCCCUUAUGCGUUGCAAAUAUGUCUGGGUCUGGAAGAUUGCAACUUGUAAUGCUAAUUCUGGAUUGUGCAAAAAUCUGUGUUGCAUGAAUGCCAAAAACUUGGUCCACUUUUGACCAAGUUGAGAGAAAGUUUCUCAUGCAGGAUAGGCAACAUAGGGAUCUCGUCGCGCAAUCUGUCAUGCGAGGUCCUGCAUUCCAGACGACAUGGAUCAUGGAAAAUCUGGAUCACAAGCCUCGCAAUCUUCCAGAGGACCCAGACAUAUUUGCAUUUGAUAGCCCUGCGACUUCCGCGAAACACGCACAACCUGCAGGUCUGUCUCGAUACCAUGCUUUCCAAGACCGUCUACCCCGCCAGCGGCUUGAUGGCCGGAAUCGUGCCGAGGGUACUGGGAUUCGUGCCGAGUGGUUGGGAACGGCAAGUGCCGGCGAGAAACUACGUUGCAGCUGCUGUUGGGGAACAAAAGCGCCACCGUCUCCGCACGGAAAGCGACAAAGAAGGUUGCGACGAGGAAGAGGUAGUGCCAGAGGGUGAAGAAUUCUUCCACAAUCCCUUCUGGCCAUAUUGCACGCAGAUCCUGCCAAACCCUGCCUACCAAGACGGACUGCUGUUCACGCGGGUGGAGGUUGGAGAGCGGGGGAGAAAAAAUGUUGUGAUAUGCACUGCAAAUAUCCCUGGAUGUCUGGAAGGACGAAGCUUGUCAUGCGAAGUCCCGAUCUUAAGAAAAUCUGUGUUGCGUGAACGCCAAAAGUUUCCCACCCCUUGCUUGCCUAAAAUAUCUGAUGCGGGAUAGGCAUGAGCAAGGUGUCGCAAAAUCUGUGGUGCUUCUGUGCGCAUUACAGACCAUGUGUUUGGUUCGCGAGAUGCAUGACAAAUCCCGCACUCUUCCAGACCGGGACAUAUUUGCAGUGGAUAUGUGACCUUGGAGCACAAAGUUGAUCCGUUGUUGGUUGCCGUGCUGGAUUUGGUUCUAAAUGGAACAGCACAAGUCGAGCAAGGACUUUGUGAUGCUCCUGCAGCUCAUGAAGUAGAGAAGGAUGUUGAGCCAGUAGAUAAACCACAGCAAUCAACUUCAACCACUUCAAAAUCCUCGAGCACAACCGCGUCCUCGCUUUCAGAAGAGGGUGAGCUGACACUAGGACACACCUCCUCAACCGCAACAGCUGCAGAUGCUGAAGUUCUGGGAACUACAUUUGGGGAACAAGGGGGCAGCGCGAAGACCCGGCCACGUGGUUCUCGUCCAACAGCUACACCGGAAAGUACUACAUCGAGGAGCACUUCGCCUUCUUUGACUUCCCGCUUCGAAUCCUGGCGGCAGAAGCAUUUUUCGAAAAUGUGGGAUCCGGUGUUGCGAGUUUACAAAAGUGUCGAACUUGUUCCUUCUCCCACGACCGGAGAGCAUGAUGAUGGUGAUUUUACUGCGGAGAAGCAGGCGUUCAGUGCCCAUUUGAAGAUCGAUAAGCAGGCAUGGAAUAGCGGAAAGAUGGAAAUAAAUUUCGUUGAGAAGAAAUCUUCAAAAAAACACGAUAUCGAGACCGAGCAGCAAUUACACCGGCGAAUGGCUUAUUUGGAGUUCCAGCACUUUCAACUGUUACCUGAGAAGAUCCUUUCUGACUGCGGUUACAGAAGAAGCAGUUGCCAAUCUAGAAGUUCAGUGGAACAGCAGAACAGCAGCUCGCCGGCAUCAUCGAUAGAAGGUAACCAUCUUUAUUACGACCGUGAAGAUCGUUACGCUUCAUCCCCAGGGAGCUCUCGUUCCAACCCAGACACUUACCGCCGCAACUCCGAUGGCACCCGGGCCGCGGUGCACUGGGGAUGGGACGGCGUGCCGGGCGCGCCACCGCCCCGGAUGCAGCAGGUGGAGCAAAAAUCUUCUGUGUCGGAUGAUAUUAUCGGAGAUGUACAAGACGAGAAGGACGGGUUGGUCGUCCAGAGAACUCCCAGAGGUGUUGUUUCUGCUGGUGCAGCGUUUUUGACCAACUACCAGGAUCAGCAGGGACAUGUAGAAGAAUUGUGCCAACGCAGCGCUGCGGGAGGUAGUUGUACAAGCUCUACUAAUGGUACACCACGGCCGCACAAGAUGAACCGGGGAAUCCAGCAGCAAAAUAACAUGACACCGAUCAGAUCUCCCGGAGCAGCAGCACUGCUGUCCACACCGUCAUCCUCUGGAAAGAGCGACAGAGCAGUCCACGCCGGCGCUCUUUUUUCCACGAACCCUAUGUUAUGCAGUGCAAAAGCAUCGCACUUGUAGAAAUGCAUGAUAAAUUUCCUCAGCAUGAGAAAUACAAUUUGUAGUGCCGAUUUACCUUAAGAAAAAGAUUUGCAAUGCAUGAUUGCGAUACGAGUGCGAUACUUUUACACAUGAUAUAUGUCGUGCACCUACAAUCUGUUGGAUACAGAAUUUUCUUGUUUGCUCGCACACGGUAUCAAAUGCAAAUAUGUCAUUUGGGUCUGGAAGAAUGCAACUUGUGAUGCUGUGUUUGGAUUCCAAAAAAAUCUGCAUUGCGUAAGCAGUAAAGGGGGUGCAAUUGUUGCUACGCGAAGAGGGCAUUUGUCAGGCGGAGUAGGCAUCAAGAAGUGCUCAAAAAAUCUGUGAUGCUAGGGCAUGCAUCACAGACAUCAUGGCUUAUGCAAAACGUGCGUGACAAGUCGCAAAACCUUCCAGGCCCAGACAUAUUUGCAAUGCAUGCACGGAAAAUACCUGGAGUGCUUGGCGCUUUUGGAAGUGACCGGGCAAAGGCAUUUGAUUCAGUAAUUAGAUACGAUUAUGUUUCAUCUACUUGUAACAAACACUUUAUUGUUGAUCAUGGUGCUCUAUCAAGCUGGAGCCUGACAAAUUUCAAUCAAAAAUUUUUCAAGUACGAUAAAAUUUUCAAGAAUUCCAUCCACCACUAUGAAUUUGUUGAAGAUGAUACUGAUAUGCUCAGCCCUUAUCCAUUGUAGGCUUUUCUUCAUAGUGCGAAUAGAUACUCAUAAAAUAAUAAAUUGUACCUAAUAUCCGGAAAUGUUGAUCUAGAGUAAAAUGGGUUUCGAACAACUGUAAAAAUGGCACAAAAUAAUUAUUGUGUUUCGUGUCCCUUAGAACGAAAAGAGAACAAAAUAGGGGCGACACCGCAGGACCAAUGCGAUGCCAAAAAA